This is a messenger RNA of Frankliniella occidentalis (western flower thrips), 3502 nucleotides long. It is a transcript of the gene EloA, whose product is annotated as transcription elongation factor B polypeptide 3. Bases 81 to 2165 code for a protein of 694 amino acids. The transcript is spliced from 9 exons. Gene Ontology annotation, biological process: transcription elongation by RNA polymerase II. Lineage: Eukaryota; Metazoa; Arthropoda; Insecta; Thysanoptera; Thripidae. The record is from RefSeq and is a predicted model, not a curated record. Gene Ontology annotation, cellular component: nucleus; elongin complex.
AAUUGACAACGUAGAAAAAUAAUCCAUGAGGCAGUGAAUAAGGGUUGGAAUCGGUCAUUAAACAGCUGGCAUUUAUCAACAUGUCGGCUGCAGAGUCGGUAGUUUCGCAAAUACAACAUUAUCAAAAAAGCAUUCAAAAGUACCAUGGAAACUCGUCCAGGAUUCUUCAUUGCAUUAACAAAUUAUAUAGUCUGCCGGUGUCAGUACAACAUUUACAAGACACUGGUGUAGGGAAGACUAUCAAUUCUCUUCGGAAAAGUGAUGGAGAAGUAGGAGAGUCUGCUAGGGCUCUUGUCUACAAAUGGAAGCAAAUGGUCGAAGACGAAUCAGAAAAUGAACAGGAGGGUAAUGCAAAUAUGCGGGCACAUUCAAAAUAUAAUGGCAAUUCAGAAAAUGAAAAUCACAAGGAAAAAUUUGAGAAGCGAAGCAGAGAAAACUCAGAUAAGACAUCUAGAUCCGACGAGCAUUUGAAAUCCGACCAUAGUAAAGAUUACAAAAGGAAAAGAGAAUCAGAUCAUGAUCAGAUCAAAGAUAAAAGAUACAAGAGUGAGAAAAUAGACAGUAUCAAAAACUAUAAUGACGAAAGUACAAGAAGCAUUAAUGGCAAUAGCGAACAUUUUGGUUCAGAAGAGGAAUGGACUGUCAAUAGGCAAGGUAGUGGAAGUGAAGAUGAUAGGGAUACAAGGCAUACUUAUAUUAAAACCGAAAGGAAUUCUAGUGAAGAACGCUAUGCUCAAUCUUCUGAUGAUGAUAUUCAACAUGAAAAAUCAAGCAAGCAAGAGAAGUCUUCUCAGAAGCAAAAAAGUAAAACCUCUUCAAGCAGCUCUGAUAGAAGUAAACAUUCAUCAAGUAAAUAUGAACAUAAGGAAAGUAAAUCAUCAAGCAGUAGCAAACAUAAAGAGGAAAAAUCGUCCUCUGCGGGAAGUAGUUCUCAUACCAAAAAAGAUUCUAGUAAUAUAUCGGACAAUAAAGGUGAAGGCAGAUCAAAAAGCAGAGAGAAGGACAAGAAAGAUAAACACAAAGACAAGCAUAGGAGCAGAGAGGAGAAGAAGUCCUCUAAAGAUAAAAAAGAAAAAGAGAAAAAGAAAUCAGAAGAUGAUGAAGAUGGUGUUGAUUCUUUUUCAGGUAAAAGUUUUGAAGCAGCCCUCGGUAUGAUGUUUCCUCCUGAGAAGUCAAAGAAGAAGUCUAUGUCAGGUACCUCAUCAUCACACUCUCCAUCUAAGAAUAAAUCUAAAUCAUCUUCUAGUGGUUCGGAGAAGAAAACAAAAGAUGCCGAUAACUAUUCCUAUGAGAUGGAGCAGGAGUUCCCUCCACAGUUACCACCAUCAAUAGAUGUUGAUGAAGAUUAUGGCCUACCAACUUUAAAUCCAAAUUACAAACCACUGCCACAGCCAAAUUUCUUUAACUCUCCCCCUAAACGAUACCAAAGUGAAGAUGCAUUGAGUGAUGCUCUAUCAAAUAUAAUGUAUUCUAAAGUUCAAAGAACUAAAGUCUACUCAGGGAACAAAACUGGAUAUACCCAUGUUCCUUCACUUUUUGAUUUGUGUACAAGAGUCCUACAAGAAAAUAUAGACGCUCUAGAAUAUACGGGUGGUGUUCCAUUUGACCUAUUAAAACCUGUUUUGGAGCGAGCAACCCCUGACCAACUUUUCACAUUGGAGCAUUACAAUGCAUAUUUGAUAGAAGACACUGAUAUGUUUUGGGAAUAUCACUGCAAAAAAGAUUUUCGAAAUAAGAAACGAAUAGAAAUGGAGACAUGGAGAGAAAUGUACCAGAGAUGUCAUGAGGAACGAGAAAGCAAAUUAAAGGCGUUAAAAGAAACCAUUGCAGCCUCAGCAAAAGCAAAGUUGGCACCAGUGCGAAAGACACAGUUAGCUUAUAUUGAAACUACAGCAAAACCACCACGCAAUGUUGCAAGAAAACAAGCAAAAUUUGGCACGGCUCAUUCAUCAACCUCAUCAGCAUCGUCAAAGCAGGAUGGUUCAGGUUUCAGUUCAUCGUUUACGGGUAGAUCCUCUACGACUAUAGGUCCUGCAGUGUCUGUUCCAGCUCCCAGAGGAGCUGGGGCUAGCAGUUCCCACUCAAAUUCUUGCAAACCAAAGCCUAAAGCACCACUUAUGCAGAAAGCUCUGCAACUCAUCAAAUCCAACAGAUAUAGACGAUAACUUUUCUUACUUGAUGAACAAAUUUCUUUUGUUUCUCUCUGCAAAAUGAAGUAUAGUAAAUAUUUGUAAAAUUUGUACAUUUUUUUAAUACAGUUUAAAUGCUCUUCAAAUGCAUUAGUUUGAGCUUAAACUCAAUGGAUUAUGUGAAGUUUAAGAUUAUGAUCCUAUGAACUGGAAAGGGAAAAAUAUAUUGACUAGUCGACUACUUGCCCAGUUCUAGCUUCAAAGUCAAAGUUUUUCCAUUUUGAAAGAAAGGCUUUUUAAUGCAAUAUGAUUUGGUCUCUUGCUGAACAUUAUCUACAAAACACAUUGUGGUUUCCGCGUGGAAAUGAUUGGCAGAUUAAAAUCAAAAGAGAAUACAUGAGUGAAUUUUGGUUGCCGGGCAAUCUCUACAUUACAUUUCAUUAUACAUUAAAAGUCCUUUCUUAUGAAACAAUAUAAAAAAUGUACAUUCAUGUGAUCUUUAUGUAUGUUCUCAUUAGGAGUUAAAAUUUUUCAGGGUUCUGACAUCCUUGGUUGUACAUGUACAGUACCUUGAUGUUUUAGUCAUACUUGUUUUAUUGUAUGACCAUCUUCAUAGAGCAUUGAGUGAAUCUUUAUUAUUUUACUUUUCUUUUCCUCAACAAAAGAAUUUUGAGUGUAAAUUACGACUCAGUGGUAUGGUGAUGGAAACUCCGUACUGUUAAGAGGCACUCUGUUCAAUGCUUAUCACAUUUUUUAUGGAUUUUUGUUCUGUGUUUUAGAUAAUUUUUUGUGCCCACUGACACCAGUUCUAAUCACACUUGUUUACAUUUCAGAAUUAAGGCAAUAACUUGUCUGCUGUUAGUGUACUUUGUAUCAUUAUUUGCAUGUCUUGUCUUUUAAAUUGUGUAUCUGACAUAAGAGCAUGGCUGUGAACAUUUAAUAUUGACUCUUUGGCCCUUCAUUCUUUUUUAAAAUUGAACCUUGACAUAUUUGGCUCUCCCUGCUUCAUUGAUACUUGUUGGUCUGUUUCGAUGGCUGUGUCCAGAUUCUAAAUUGGUAUAAUAUGUGGAGGAGAUGGGGAAGCCAUUACAUUUGCUUCCCCCUUUUCUCUACAAUUAGAAUUUAGAUACAAGCUAAAUAUAAUUAAAGAUGACAUUAUGAACGCACAUGUAUUCUGGCUAUUUCUUUAAGCAAUUUUUCCAUGCAUGGAAGAUACAAAGUAAUCAUUUAAGAAGAACCCAGUUAUUCUAGUAUGAAUGUGCCUUUGAUGAACUUCAUUUCUUAAGGAUUGCUGAGAUUAACACUGUUUUCAUGUACCAUGCACUGAUGUUCCAUUGUUAUGAUAAACAGUAAACUUUUAUGGUACAUCUCUA